AUGAGCGUGAAUCUUGAUCAAAUCGAGUUCUACCAUGGCCCAAGUCGCCCGCCGCCUUAUACCAAUGCAAAAAGCGUGCCGCCCGACCACGUCCCGGCUCAUGUACCGCCAUGCUUCCAGCAGACCUUUCCCGCUGGGUUCGGCUUCCGUCCAGAACCGUGGGAGGUACCUCUAGGACAGUCACUGCCCCUGGCCGGUACAACUCAUGAGUGGAACAUAUUUGAUUUCGAGAUCAAUAAUGUAUAUGGUCCCACUCUUCCUGAAACGAGGAAAGAUGUCGAACUCGCAGUGACACCAGCUAUUCCAGCUGCCCGUGAUAUUCUGUUAGAUCGUGGAAGUUCCGCACUGGCCUUCGCAGAGCCAGUGCCAUUGACAGACUCCGCCAAAACAAUCCCAUGUCCUGCAGGGCCAAACUCCCUCGAGCACAUUUCUCCUGAUAUGCGGGGAAAUGAUUUGCAAGGUAAGUUGGCACAUCACAUGGCGAUGAAAGUCGGUCAUCAUACUCUCAGUGUCUGA
Penicillium cosmopolitanum is the source of this 516-nucleotide messenger RNA. RefSeq lists its product as uncharacterized. Lineage: Eukaryota; Fungi; Ascomycota; Eurotiomycetes; Eurotiales; Aspergillaceae. The transcript has a single exon. The record is from RefSeq and is a predicted model, not a curated record. Bases 1 to 516 code for a protein of 171 amino acids.